Messenger RNA from Procambarus clarkii (red swamp crayfish), 631 nucleotides. NCBI's taxonomy places the organism in Eukaryota, Metazoa, Arthropoda, Malacostraca, Decapoda, Cambaridae. The record is from RefSeq and is a predicted model, not a curated record.
CCACCGCUCAACCAGCCACUGAUUAACCAGCCACCGCUCAACCAGCCACUGAUUAACCAGCCACUGCUCAACCAGCCACCGCUCAACCAGCCACUGCUCAACCAGCCACUGCUCAACCAGCCACUGCUCAACCAGCCACUGAUUAACCAGCCACUGAUUAACCAGCCACUGCUCAACCAGCCACUGCUCAACCAGCCACUGCUCAACCAGCCACUGAUUAACCAGCCACCGCUCAACCAGCCACUGCUCAACCAGCCACUGAUUAACCAGCCACCGCUCAACCAGCCACUGCUCAACCAGCCACUGCUCAACCAGCCACUGCUCAACCAGCCACUGCUCAACCAGCCACUGAUUAACCAGCCACUGAUUAACCAGCCACUGCUCAACCAGCCACUGAUUAACCAGCCACCGCUCAACCAGUCACUGCUCAACCAGCCACCGCUCAACCAGCCACCGCUCAACCAGCCACCGCUCAACCAGGCACCCCUAAACCAGCCACCACUCAACCAGCCACCGCUCACCCAGCCACUGCUCAACCAGCCACCGCUCAACCAGCCACCGCUCAACCAGCCACCGCUCAACAGCCUCCGCUCAACCAGCCACCACUCAACCAGCCAGUCUAAGUGGAUAA